AUGGAGCAUUUCUUAACCAAAGGAAAACACAUCAGAGACUCUAAAAGAAUCUUCUUCUUUUUACUUUUACUGUGUCUAAUUGCCGCUGUUUGCCCCGAUCAAGAUUACUACAGUUUACUUGGAAUAACUAAAGCUGCAACAAGCAGAGAAAUAAGACAGGCUUUCAAGAAGUUGGCACUAAAGUUGCAUCCUGAUAAGAAUCAGAAUGACCCAGCGGCACAUGAAAACUUCUUGAAAAUUAACCGAGCUUAUGAAGUGUUAAAAGAUGAAGACCUGCGGAAGAAGUACGAUAAAUAUGGCGAGAAAGGUCUAGAAGACCACCAGCAAGGAGGGGGCUACGAAAGCUGGCACUAUUAUCGCUACGAUUUCGGGAUUUACGAUGAUGAUCCUGAAAUCAUAACACUGGACAGAGGAGAAUUUGAUGCCGCUGUUAAUUCUGGAGAACUGUGGUUUAUAAAUUUCUAUUCCCCUCGAUGUUCACAUUGCCACGAUUUGGCACCAACGUGGAGAGAAUUUGCUAAAGAAAUGGACGGAUUAAUACGCAUUGGAGCUGUGAACUGCGGCGAUAACAGAAUGCUUUGCCGACAGAAAGGGAUCAAUAGCUAUCCAAGCCUGUAUGUUUUUAAAACUGGAAUGAAUCCAGCAAAAUACUUCGGGGACAGGUCGAAGGAAAGCUUGAUGAGCUUUGCCAUGCAGUUUGUUACGAGCACAGUGACAGAGUUAUGGGCAGGAAAUUUUGUUAAUGCCGUAGAAACUGCAUUUGCUUCUGGUGUUGGCUGGCUAAUCUCCUUUUGCAGUGAUCGUGGAGAUUGUUUAACCUCUCGAACACGCCUUAAACUGGCCGGCAUGUUGGAAGGCCUGGUUAAUGUAGGCUGGAUGGACUGUGCCACCCAGGGUGAGCUUUGUGAUAAUUUGGAUAUCUCAUCUAGCACUACAGCAUACUUUCCACCUGGAGCCACCUUUAAUAAAGAGAGAGGAAGUGUUUUGUUCCUGAAUUCUUUGGACGCACGGGAGAUACAUCAGGAAGUCAUGCAGCACCUUCCAGGCUUUGAAAUGAUCCCUGCAGCUGCGUUAAAGGACCGCGUCGCCCAUCAUCGAUGGCUGAUAUUCUUCCUGUUUGGCGAGAGCGGCAAGUCGAAUGACCAUGACUUUAAAAAGCUGACCUUUCUACUUAAAGCAGAAAACAUUCAGGUUGGCAGCUUCGACUGCCUGACGGCACCCAACAUCUGCAACGAUCUGUACGUUUAUCAGCCGUGCGUAGCUGUCUUUAAAGGAAGGGGAAUGAACGACUAUGAAAUUCAUCACGGGAAGAAGAUUCUGUACGAUAUUUUGGCCUUUGCCAAGGAGAGUGUAAACUCUCACGUCAUCACUCUCGGGCCUCAGAAUUUCCCCGGCAAACAGAAGGAGCCGUGGCUCGUUGACUUCUUCGCACCUUGGUGUCCUCCGUGUCGAGCUUUACUCCCUGAAUUGAGGAAAGCAUCAAAGCAGCUGUAUGGUCAGAUGAAAUUUGGGACAUUGGACUGUACAGUCCACGAAGGGAUUUGCAACAUGCACAACAUUAGAGCUUACCCAACCACGGUGGUAUUCAACCAGUCGGACACCCACGAAUAUGAAGGGCAUCACUCCGCUGAGCAGAUUUUGGAGUUUAUCGAGGAUCUCAUGAACCCGUCAGUCGUUUCUCUAACACUGGAGACCUUCAGCGAGUUAGUGAAGAAAAGGAAGAGUACCGACAUCUGGAUGGUUGAUUUCUAUGCUCCGUGGUGUGGUCCUUGCCAAGCGUUAAUGCCGGAAUGGAAGAAGAUGGCCCGACUGCUGAAUGGAAUGAUCUCCGUCGGCAGCGUGGACUGUCAAAAGUACUUCUCUCUCUGUCAGCAAGAAAGCAUCCAAGGCUAUCCUGAAAUAAGACUUUUCCCACAAAAAUCAGCUUCAUCUCAUCAGCACUACAACUACAAUGGCUGGCACAGAGAUGCCCAUUCUCUGAAAAGAUGGGCACUCGGAUUUUUGCCUCGGGCAUCUCUGGAUCUGUCGCCUGAGAGUUUCACUGAGAAAGUCCUGAAUGGGAAGGAUCACUGGGUCAUUGAUUUUUAUGCUCCUUGGUGUGGCCCUUGCCAGAAUUUUGCUCCAGAAUUUGAGACUUUAGCUAGGACGGUCAAAGGAAAAGUGAAAGCUGGGAAAGUUGACUGCCAAGCAUAUGGUCAGACUUGUCAAUCUGCUGGCAUCCAAGCAUAUCCAACGGUUAGGUUUUAUCCCUAUCAAGGAACAAAGAAAAAUCCUUUUGGAGAACACAUAGACAGCCAAGAUGUGAAGGUUAUAGCUGAUCUAUUGCUGAACAAAGUUGAAGAUAUUAAAAGUAAGAGAAGAAAGGCCUCCAGAAACAAGGAUGAACUCUGAGUGACAGAGCAAAUUCGACGCCUAC
Messenger RNA from Euleptes europaea (tarantolino), 2416 nucleotides. It is a transcript of the gene DNAJC10, whose product is annotated as DnaJ heat shock protein family (Hsp40) member C10. The transcript is spliced from 22 exons. NCBI's taxonomy places the organism in Eukaryota, Metazoa, Chordata, Lepidosauria, Squamata, Sphaerodactylidae. Gene Ontology annotation, cellular component: endoplasmic reticulum. Gene Ontology annotation, molecular function: disulfide oxidoreductase activity. Gene Ontology annotation, biological process: protein folding in endoplasmic reticulum. The coding region runs from base 1 to 2391 and encodes 796 amino acids. The record is from RefSeq and is a predicted model, not a curated record.